UUCUUUAAAUAAAUAUCUUCCUUCAUCCUUCUUCUCCGAUUUCAAAAAUCUCCGACGAUAAUGGAAUCUUACGGAAACCCUAACAAGCAAACUUCUUCUCUUUACCCUACCGUCGACAUGUCAAACCCCGAAGCUCCUCUCAACCCUAGCUCCUCCUCUUCUACAAGCAACCUCUAUCCUUCCCUCGACAUGAACGAUCUCGCCAACAAUCUCUUCCCCGAGCAACCUGAGACGCGUUCGACCCCCGUCUCAGCUCCUCCCGCCGCGACGGAGGAAGUGAUUCUGACAGUCUCCGGCGCGAUUCUCCACCUGAUCGACCAAUCAUACAGCGUCGAGCUCGCUUGCGGCGAUCUCUCCAUCAUCCGUAUCGUUCAGGACGGAAACAUUGUCGCUGUUCUCGCUCGCGUCGCCGACGAGAUCCAAUGGCCGUUGACUAAGGAUGAGAACUCCGUCAAGGUCGAUGAGUCUCACUACUUCUUCACCCUCCGUCCCUCUAAAGACUUCGGAUCUGAUUCGAGCGAUGAAGAAGACGAGGAUAAAGCGAAAGAGAACAGUAUGUUGAACUACGGACUCACGAUUGCUUCCAAAGGUCAAGAGCAUUUGCUGGAGGAGCUUGAGAAGAUCUUGGAUCAUUACAGCUGUUUCACAGUACAGAAAGUGUCGGAGGAAGCGAAGGAAACAGGGGAAGAGAUUUUGGAUGUGACGGUGACGAGAGAGACGUCUCCGGUGGAGCUUACUGGAGAGAGGAAAGAGGUUGUGGAGAAGCAGUGUGCUGUGUAUUGGACGACUUUAGCUCCAAAUGUAGAGGAUUACAGUGGGAAGACGGCGAAGCUGAUAGCUAGUGGCUCCGGGCAUCUGAUCAAAGGGAUUCUAUGGUGUGGUGAUGUGACUAUGGAUAGGCUCAACUGGGGGAAUGAUUUCAUGAAACGGAGGUUGAGCAAGGCUGAGAAGGAGAGGGAUGUUCAUCCUGACACCUUGAAAAGAAUCAAGAGAGUGAAGAAGAUGACCAAGAUGACAGAAAGUGUGGCAAACGGUGUUCUGUCUGGAGUAAUUAAAGUUUCAGGCUUCUUCACAAGUUCAGUUGCAAACACCAAAGCAGGAAAGAAAUUCUUUAGCCUUCUCCCUGGAGAAAUCGUCCUUGCAACUCUUGACGGUUUCAAUAAGGUCUGUGACGCUGUUGAAGUAGCUGGAAGGAACGUGAUGUCAACCUCGUCCACCGUUGCAACCGAACUUGUUGAUCACAGGCAUGGUGGUAAAGCGGCAGAGGCGACAAACGAAGGGCUAGACGCAGUGGGACAUGCUUUUGGGACAGCCUGGGCUGCUUUCAAAAUCAGAAAGGCUAUUAAUCCUAAGAGCGUUCUCAAACCUUCCUCUCUUGCAAAAUCAGCCAUUAAAUCGGCAGCUUCACAGAAGAAAGCCUAGUAAAGGGAUCCUUGUUGAAGCAUAAACAGGAAUAUUGAUGCAUGUUUGUUUGUAUUGUCUCUUGUCUUUGGUUCAAAUGUAAAACUGAAAAGAGGUUUGGUGCGUUUGGAUUAGUUGUUGUGAAGUGUUUCUCUGACUGAGAAUCAUGUGAUGUAAUGAAUAUGCGAUGUAUUUGCAAGUAGUGGGAGCUCUUAAAAUUUAUCA
This is a messenger RNA of Raphanus sativus (radish), 1626 nucleotides long. Its product is annotated as protein EARLY-RESPONSIVE TO DEHYDRATION 7, chloroplastic. The transcript is spliced from 4 exons. NCBI's taxonomy places the organism in Eukaryota, Viridiplantae, Streptophyta, Magnoliopsida, Brassicales, Brassicaceae. The record is from RefSeq and is a predicted model, not a curated record. Gene Ontology annotation, cellular component: plasma membrane. The coding region runs from base 61 to 1422 and encodes 453 amino acids.